Molecule: messenger RNA, 648 nt
Organism: Hibiscus syriacus
Lineage: Eukaryota; Viridiplantae; Streptophyta; Magnoliopsida; Malvales; Malvaceae
Product: glutathione S-transferase U17-like
Exons: 2
Coding region: 1-648 (215 amino acids)
Biological process (GO): glutathione metabolic process
Cellular component (GO): cytoplasm
Molecular function (GO): glutathione transferase activity
Source: RefSeq, a predicted model, not a curated record
AUGGCAACGGGUGAAGUGAAAGUUUUAAGUUAUUGGGUGAGUCCAUUUGUGAUGAGGACGAGGAUUGCCUUUAACAUCAAAUGUGUCAAGUAUGAACUUGUUGGCGUUAACAUUCUCGAAGCCAAAAGCGAGCUUCUUCUCCGAUCAAAUCCCGUUCACAAGAGAGUCCCAGUUCUCAUUCAUGGCCAUCAUCAGCCGAUCUGCGAAUCUCUAAUAAUCAUGCAAUACAUCGACGACACUUGGUCUUCCGGUCCUUCCAUUCUUCCUUCCAAUCCCAAAGAACGUGCCCUCGUUCAGUUUUGGGCUGCAUAUCUUGACGAAAAGUGGUUCCCAGCCAUGAAAAGCAUUCUGGCUCACGGAGAGGAAUCAACAAUAGCAAAAUUGGGAGAAGGGCUGGCUCUAAUGGAAGAAACAAUAAAAAAAUGCAGCAAAGGGAAGGCUUUCUUUGGUGGGGAUGAAAUCGGGUACCUUGAUAUCGCAUUCGGAAGCUUGUUGGGAUGCUUGAGGGUGACUGAGAUGUUGAAUGGGAUGAAGUUACUUGACGAACCCAACACACCUACUCUAGUUAGUUGGGCAGACAGGUUCUGCUCCCAUGCAGCUGUUAAGGAUGUUAUGCCCCACACUCACAAGAUUGCCAAGUUUUUUUAG